Mytilus trossulus (common blue mussel) is the source of this 1493-nucleotide messenger RNA. Its product is annotated as carbohydrate sulfotransferase 11-like. The transcript has 3 exons. Bases 100 to 1134 code for a protein of 344 amino acids. Gene Ontology annotation, biological process: carbohydrate biosynthetic process. Lineage: Eukaryota; Metazoa; Mollusca; Bivalvia; Mytilida; Mytilidae. Gene Ontology annotation, cellular component: membrane. The record is from RefSeq and is a predicted model, not a curated record. Gene Ontology annotation, molecular function: sulfotransferase activity.
AAAUGAACUAUUAUAUUGGGCAAACAACAAAGUUGUUAGAAAUAAUGAUCCUUUUAACAAUGAGGAUUUAAAAGUUCGUACACAUUCCAAUUCAGUGAAAUGUUAAAGAAAAGUGUGAGACUGUUAAAAACUCCGUUUAUAUUUGUAGCUGGUUUAAUAAUUGGGAGCUUAUUUUUAACAUGUAAAACAAAUCAAUAUAAAAGUUCCAACAUCACUGUUAAUAGACCGGAACAGCAUUUAAAGUCAAAUGCUCACGAAGGGCAGAUUUCGAGUAAUCGUAGUUUUACUGAAGAACCAGAAAUUAGAGCACAACAACUCCAGAACGUAUGUCGAAAGCUGAAAGACAUUGGACACAUUCCCGUAGCAAUACCGGGACAUAGUUACCAGUAUAUGUAUGUAAAUGACGAGUACAAAUUUAUAUUUUGUAUGAUGCCGAAAUUAGCAUGUACAAACUGGAAAAGAAUAUUUCUAGCGUUAAGUAAUAAAUUUCCAAAUAAAGACUUCGUGAUAAAUAAAAUGGGAUCUGGUGAUGUUCAUGACACCUGGCUAAAAUAUGGAAACACCUUGGACAAAUAUUCCUACUCUGAAAUUCAGAAAAAGCUGCAAACAUACAAAAAACUCGUCUUUGUGCGUGAUCCUUUUGAAAGACUACUCUCAGCUUUUAAAGACAAAAUGUUUCGCAAAGACCCGCCGUUCUUUCGAAAUAUAGCAGAGAAAAUAAUCAGAUUAAAGAGAAGUAAAGAAGUUAACCAUAGUGACGAAAUAAAAUUUGUGGAGUUCGUCAAAUAUUUGACUGACCCGGAUACUUUUGAGUCAUCUUAUGAACAGCACUGGGCAAAAUACGAGAAUCUAUGUCAACCUUGUUUGGUGAAUUAUGAUUUUAUCGGUAAAUUUGAAACAAUGAAAAAUGAUAUUUCAAGGACUUUCAAAUACCUUGACAUUAAAAUUUUCAAUGAGACAGUUUUCCCCGACAGAAGCGUAUCUUACAAGAAUACAGAAAGUUCCAAAAUCACACAAACAUUUUACAACCAAUUACCUGAAAUGUAUCUGAAAAGACUAUGGCAUCUGUAUAAAAUUGAUUUUCAAAUGUUUUCUUAUCAAAUGCCAGAUUUUGUGUCAGACAUCGAUGAAUAAUAGAGGACAAUCGUGCAUCUACAUUAUGAUACGAGUACGCAUGUCAAGAAUGCACAAGCGACAAGUGGACAACGACAGUUUUCUGUAAUUGAAAAACAUUCUUUAUUCAUGUCACUUCAGAUGAACAGACAUAUUUACAUGUGUCAAACAUCGAUGAAUAGCAAAGGACGUUUGUUAUACAAUGAUACGUGUGUGUAUGGCUGCAUCUCUGCAAUAAACAGUAAAUGAGAACAUGCAAAUAACGACAAUGUUUACUGAAAUUGACACUUGGCACUUUUAUUUGAAAAAAUACAUUUACAUGUAACGUGCAUGUAAGUAUAUACAGAUGUCUACUAUGCAUUUAGUAUGCGAAUGAUUUU